AUGAAGGGACUAUGUUAUAUGGGAACUAAAGGUGACAUAAGGUUGCAGGAAAUUCCUAAACCAAAGAUUCUCGAGCCUACAGAUAUUAUUGGAAAAACUGUUGUGACAACCAUUUGUGGAUCGGAUCUUCAUGUGGUCGAUGGCGCCCUUCCAUAUAUCAAUGAAACAGCAAAAAAGAGUGGUAGGGGUGUCGUCUUAGGACACGAGGGUGUCGUCCGGGUUGAGGAAAUUGGUUCCGCUGUUAAAACUGUGAAACCUGGUGAUGUUGUUAUCGUCUCUUGCAUCAGCAGCUGUGGAAGCUGCUAUAACUGUAAAAGGGGUCAAACUGCUCAUUGCUUGAAGUGUAAGGAUUAUGCUGGAUGGUCCAAGGGUUGUGCUUGCAUUUUGGGAGCAGCAAUGGAUGGAACACAGGCUGAAUAUGUGAGGGUGCCACUUGCUGACAGUUCCGUGUAUAAGUGUCCAAAGGGUAUACCCGUUGAAUCACUGUUGAUGCUUAGUGAUAUUCUCCCAACAUCGUAUGAAUUGGGUGUUCUUGAUGGUAAUGUUACUGAAGGAAGUACUGUUGCUGUUGUUGGCUGUGGACCUAUCGGGCUAUCUGCAAUCUUGGGUGCUAAAUCAAAGAAUCCUAAAAAUAUUAUUGCCGUUGAUUUGGAUGAUUCCCGUCUUGAAGUUGCAAAGAAGUUGGGAGCUAAUUAUACGGUGAAUUCUGGAAAGCAAGAUGUUAAGGAAUUUAUUUCGAAAAAUGUUAAAAAUGGUGUCGAUGAUCUUCCAGGUGUUGAUACAGCCAUUGAAUGCUGUGGACUACCUGUCACUUUGGAACUGUGUGAAAGACUCAUUGGCGUUGGUGGAACUAUAGCUAAUGUUGGAGUUCAUGUGAAGCCAGCAACACUUUUCAUAGAUGAUCUAUGGAUUAAGAACUUUAAAUUAACAGGUGGGCUAGUGAAUACGACUUCUACUUCUGAGUUGCUAGAGAAGGUGAAGAAGGGUUUACUAGAUCCAUCAAAGUUGGUUACUCAUCGUUUCCAGAUGAAAGACUUUAUCAAGGCAUAUGAUGUUUUUAGCCAUGCUGCGAAGAACAAGGCAAUCAAGAUGGUGAUUGAAAACAACUAUUAA
This is a messenger RNA of Brettanomyces bruxellensis, 1113 nucleotides long. RefSeq lists its product as uncharacterized. The record is from RefSeq and is a predicted model, not a curated record. The transcript has a single exon. The coding region runs from base 1 to 1113 and encodes 370 amino acids. Lineage: Eukaryota; Fungi; Ascomycota; Pichiomycetes; Pichiales; Pichiaceae.